CACCACCACCACCACCGGAAAGACGGUUUACGGUGAUAAAAAAAAAAAAACGGGGAUUUACACCAUUAUAUUGGCUGCUUGAACACAGAGGGAGAUACUUAACCUGGCAUUUGACUAUGGGAUGCGAACUAUGAGGUGUUGUGUAGCUACAGAAGACUGAGUGAACCAUGGCACAGUUCCCCACCACAUUCACAGGUCCAGAUGUGUUUCUGAUCUCGGUGGAUGAGAGAGCCAAACAUGAUCAGCAGUUUCACAGCCUCUCUCCAACGGCCCGGGGUUACAUCACAGGCGACCAGGCCAGAAACUUCUUCCUUCAGUCAGGACUGCCGCCGCCCAUCCUGGCCCAAAUCUGGGCUCUGGCUGACAUGAACAGCGAUGGCCGUAUGGACAUCCACGAGUUCUCCAUCGCCAUGAAACUCAUCAAGCUAAAACUGCAGGGUCACCCUCUGCCCUCCACGCUACCCCCAAGUAUGAAACAACCCCCGCUGCCUUUACCCCCAGCGUCAGGCUUUGGCAUGCCUCCCAUGCCCCCCAUGGGUCCCAUCGCUGCUCCUCUUCCAGGCGUGCCCCCUCUCCCCCUGCCUCCUCUCCCCGUCGGAGUUUCUCCCCCGCUCGUCUCGUCCGCCCCACCGCCCCUCCCCCAGCCCAUUGCCAACGGAGCUCCUCCUACAGGCAUGAUGCAGCCCAUCUCAGGCUUCUCCCACCCAGCUUCCUCUGUCAACAAGGCUGCAUCAUUUAAUCGCUCCAGUAUCAAGCUGCAGAAAGGGCCGUCCUUUGAUGCCACUAGUAGUCAGCCUCCCGCGGUUCCGGUUGACUGGGCUGUUCCUCAGUCCUCCAGGCUGAAGUACCGGCAGCUUUUUAACUCCCACGACAAGAUGAUGAGUGGACACCUCACUGGUCCCCAAGCUCGCACUAUCCUGAUGCAGUCUAGUCUUCCUCAGGGCCAGCUGGCCACGAUAUGGAGUUUAUCAGAUAUCGACCAGGAUGGAAAGCUAACAGCUGAGGAGUUUAUCUUGGCCAUGCACCUCAUAGAUAUGGCUAUGUCCGGUCUACCGCUGCCCCCUGUAUUACCCCCAGAUUACCUCCCACCUACAUUCAGGCGUGUGCGUAGUGACAGUGUUCAAUCGGACCAAAAGAGCGUCCAGGAGGAGGUUGAGGAAGAGCUGGAAAGCCAGGACAAGAAACUAGCAGUGACGUUUGAGGACAAGAAGAGGGAGAACUUCGAGCGAGGAAACCUGGAGUUGGAGAAGAGACGUCAGGCUCUGCAGGAGCAGCAGAGGAAAGAACAGGAGAGGCUGGCUGCACUGGAGAGAGAGGAGCUGGAGAGAAAGGAGCGCGAGCGAAUGGAGCAAGAGAGGAGGCGACAACAGGAGUUAGAACGACAGCUGGAGAAACAGAGAGAGCUGGAGAGGCAGAGAGAAGAGGAGAGACGCAAAGAGAUAGAGAGGAGAGAGGCAGCAAAGCGGGAGCUGGAGCGGCAGAGGCAGUUGGAGUGGGAGCGGCAGCGUCGUCAGGAGCUUCUGACUCAAAGAAACAGAGAGCAAGAGAGUAUCGUGCUGCUCAAAGCCAGGAAGAAGACCCUGGAGUUUGAACUGGAGGCUCUGAAUGACAAGAAAAGCCAGCUGGAGGGGAAACUGAAAGACGUCCGAUAUCGUUUGUCAGCUCAGCGGAAAGAAGUGGAGCAGACCAAUCAGACCAGAGAAACACGCAUUGCUGAAAUCACACUUUUACAACAGCAGCUACAGGACUCCCAGCAGUGGUUGGGGAGGCUAAUUCCUGAUAAACAGAGUCUCAAUGAUCAGCUGAAACAGGUUCAACAGAACAGCCUGCAACGUGACAGUCUGUCAUCCCUGCAGAAGGCCGUGGAGCAGAAGGAGACGAGCAGACAGCAGCUCCGAGAACAGCUGGAUGCCGUAGAGAGAGAAACCAGGGCCAAGCUGCUGGAGAUAGACGCUUUCAACACCCAGCUGAAGGAGCUGAGGGAAAUCCACAGCCGGCAGCAGAGGCAGAAACAGAAGGAGCUGGAGGGAGACACACACACACUGACACACACACACUCUCACAUACACACCCCGAUCGAGAGAAAGUCUGCCGAACUUCAGGAAAGCAGGUUGUCAUCAGAGGAAAGCGUCGCCUGGAGGGAUGAAGCAGGAGGCGCUGUCCCAAAAGCUCCGAGCCCCCCGCCCCUCUCCGCUCCUCACGCCUGGCUGAACAGAGUGACUCAAGAAGAGGACGAGAGGAAGAGGAGAGCGAUGGAGGAGGAUGAAGAGAGCCUCAAAGAAGCAGCGUCAGUAGAGGAGAAGGAGGACGAGGUGAAAGGGAAGAAGGACAUGCAGGAGAAACUGACCAAGCUGUUCAGCCAGCCGAGCGACCCGUGGACUUCAUCAGAAAAGGGUCCGGUGCCCAACCUGUUUGACCAGAAGACUCCAGUCAGCAGCUUCGACCAGCAGCAGGGCUCGGUGAAGGUGGUCUACUACCGGGCUCUUUACCCGUUCGACGCUCGCAGCCACGAUGAGAUCAGCAUCACACCCGGUGAUGUCAUCAUGGUGGAUGAGUCUCAGACAGGGGAGCCUGGUUGGCUGGGAGGAGAGCUCAGGGGGCGGACCGGUUGGUUUCCGGCCAAUUACGCAGAACGGAUACCCGACAGCGAAGCUCCGAUCACCCUGCGAUCCACGGCCUCGGUGACCCCGACCUCAGCCCAGCAACCAAUGAGCACGCCUCCUCCAGCGCCCGGUCACACCUCCUCCUCCGCAUCCUCCGCCAACAGUAACUGGGCCGACUUCAGCACCACUUGGCCCUCAAAUACAGCCAGCCAGUCCGAGAGCGAGGGAUGGGACGCAUGGCCGACCUCUUCAACCAGUCAGAACCCAUCGCUCAGCGUUCCCUCGGCGCAGCUACGGCAACGCUCCGCCUUCACGCCCGCUACCAUGACGACAGGCUCCUCUCCUUCUCCUGUGCUGGGACAGGGGGAGAAGGUGGAGGGUCUUCAAGCUCAGGCUUUGUAUCCAUGGAGAGCCAAGAAGGACAACCACCUCAACUUUAACAAAAACGAGAUAAUAACAGUGUUGGAGCAGCAGGACAUGUGGUGGUUAGGAGAACUGCAGACCGGACAGAGAGGCUGGUUCCCCAAAAGUUACGUUAAGCUAAUCUCUGCCUCCAUUGUGGCGCCACCUGGUGGAGCUGCACCACGGAGCAAAAACCCAAGUGAGUCUGGAGUGUCGGAAAGCCCCCCCAAUGGGAAACGCCCCUCGCCUUCCCCAACCAAACCCUCGGACUCUGGAGAAGAGUAUAUCGCCAUGUACACCUACGAGAGCAGCGAACAAGGCGACCUGAGUUUCCAGCAGGGAGAUAUCGUCACGGUCACCAGGAAAGAAGGGGAUUGGUGGACGGGCAUGGUCGGAGGCAAGACCGGAGUCUUCCCGUCCAAUUACGUCAAACCACGAGACUCGUCCACGGAGUCUUUGGGACCAGGAGGGAAGACGGGCAGCCUGGGGAAGAAACCAGAGAUCGCUCAGGUGAUCGCCCCCUACAGUGCAACGGGAGCAGAGCAGCUGACGUUAGCUCCGGGUCAGCUCAUCCUCAUCAGGAAAAAGAACCCGGGGGGCUGGUGGGAGGGGGAGCUGCAGGCCCGGGGGAAAAAGCGUCAGAUAGGUUGGUUCCCGGCCAACUACGUGAAGCUGCUCAGUCCCAGCACCAGCAAGACCACACCCACGGAGCCCACCCCUCCGAAACUGGCUCCUGCCAACACAGCUCUGUGUCAGGUGAUCGGCAUGUACGACUACGUGGCGCAGAACGACGACGAGCUGGCCUUCCUCAAGGGUCAGGUGAUCACAGUGCUCAACAAGGACGACUGUGAUUGGUGGAAAGGAGAGCUCAACGGGAGAGAGGGUCUGUUUCCUAGCAACUACGUGAAACUCACAACGGAUACCGACCCGAGCACACAGUGGUGCGCUGACCUCCACCUGCUGGACAUGCUGAGUCCGAUGGAGAGGAAGAGGCAGGGUUACAUCCACGAGCUCAUCGUCACCGAGGAGAACUACGUCAACGAUCUGCAGCUCGUCACAGAGAUCUUCCACAAACCUCUGCUGGAGUGCGAGCUGCUGACGGAGAAGGAAGUGGCGAUGAUCUUCGUCAACUGGAAGGAGCUCAUCAUGUGUAACAUCAAGCUGCUCAAAGCUCUGAGAGUGAGGAAGAAGAUGUCAGGUGACCGGAUGCCGGUGAAGAUGAUCGGUGACAUCCUGACCAACCAGCUGCCUCACAUGCAGCCGUAUAUCAGAUUCUGCUCGUGUCAGCUGAACGGAGCGACGCUGAUUCAACAGAAAACUGACGACAACCCCGAGAUCAAAGACUUCCUCAAGAGGUUAGCUAUGGAUCCCAGGUGUAAGGGAAUGCCUCUGUCCAGCUUCCUGCUCAAACCCAUGCAAAGAGUCACACGCUACCCGCUCAUUAUCAAGAACAUCUUAGAAAACACUCCAGAGUCACAUCCAGACCACAGCCAUCUGAAAGCUGCUCUGGAGAAGGCGGAGGAGCUGUGCUCGCAGGUGAACGAGGGCGUGAGGGAGAAGGAAAACUCAGAUCGUCUUGAAUGGAUUCAGGCUCAUGUUCAGUGUGAAGGCCUGUCGGAGCAACUGGUGUUUAACUCCGUCACAAACUGUCUCGGUCCCAGGAAGUUCCUCCACAGCGGGAAACUGUUCAAAGCGAAGAGCAGCAAAGAGCUCUACGGCUUCCUGUUCAACGACUUCCUGCUGCUGACACAGGUCACUAAACCUCUCGGCUCAUCUGGAUCUGAUAAAGUUUUCUCCUCUAAAACUCAUCUGCAGUAUCGCAUGUACAAGACGCCAAUCUUUUUAAACGAAGUGUUAGUGAAGCUGCCGACGGACCCGUCAGGAGACGAGCCGCUGUUCCACAUCUCUCACAUAGACCGAGUUUACACGCUGAGAGCUGAGAGCAUCAACGAGAGGACGGCUUGGGUUCAGAAGAUUAAAGCAGCGUCAGAGCUCUUCAUCGAGACGGAGAAGAAGAAGAGAGAGAAAGCUUAUCUCGUUCGUUCUCAGCGGGCGACGGGUAUCGGUAGACUGAUGGUCAACAUCGUGGAGGGGAUUGAACUCAAACCCUGUCGCUCCCACGGAAAAAGUAACCCAUACUGUGAGGUGACCAUGGGGUCCCAGUGCCAUAUCACGAAAACACUACAGGACACGCUGAAUCCCAAGUGGAACUCCAACUGUCAGUUUUUUAUAAAGGACCUGGAGCAGGACGUCCUCUGUGUCACUGUGUUCGAACGAGACCAGUUCUCACCCGACGACUUCCUGGGCAGGACGGAGAUCCGGUUGGCUGAAAUAAAGAAGGACCAGGGCUCUAAAGGACCGAUCACGAAGCGGCUGCUGCUCCACGAGGUUCCUACGGGAGAGAUCGUCGUCAGGCUCGACCUCCAGCUGUUUGAGGAGCCGUGAAGCCCGGAC
Messenger RNA from Scomber japonicus (chub mackerel), 5459 nucleotides. RefSeq names its product intersectin 1 (SH3 domain protein) (gene itsn1). The coding region runs from base 168 to 5450 and encodes 1760 amino acids. The transcript has 45 exons. Lineage: Eukaryota; Metazoa; Chordata; Actinopteri; Scombriformes; Scombridae. Gene Ontology annotation, molecular function: guanyl-nucleotide exchange factor activity; protein binding; calcium ion binding. Gene Ontology annotation, biological process: intracellular signal transduction; positive regulation of Rho protein signal transduction. The record is from RefSeq and is a predicted model, not a curated record.